AUGGCCACUACCUUCCGCAACAUCUUCCUUAAAGCCGCUGAGGCCUUUUGCUGGUUGAUUGGCACAGUUUCCGGCAUGUUUCUCUUAGUGCUAGCACUGACCCUUUUUGCAUCCACUAGUUCCACUCAUCCAUCUCCUUCUUCCGCUCCCACCGCUAGUUCCACCUCCUAUCACGGCACUUGCGAUGAAGAUGAGUUGCAUCGACUCAUGGCAACUCAUGUGGGCUAUGUAGUUUGCGCUAUGGCCAUUGCCAUGUUGUUGAUGGUCUUUGUUCGGAAGGUUGCGGACGGGGCAGCCAAGGACCACGAGCGGGUCGCCGCCUCGGAGGACGCAGCUUACAAGGCUGCGUACGAUGCCGCGGAGGUGGCCAAAGAGGCUAUCGGGCGCGCCGAGAAGGAGGUCAAGGAGCUCAACGACCCGCGUCGCGUCAAUCUUGCCCUGGGCGUUCUCGAGGGCGACCAGGCUUUGGCCGACGCCCGGAAGAAGCUGGAUGCGUGCGUCCAGGAGUAUAGGCGCGCCACCGAUAAGGUGGAACGCUUGAAGCCCAAGGAAGGUAUUGCUCGUCUCAACAAACGGUGGAGAAUUGCUGCGCGUUCCGCUUUCUCUUUGGCUAUUUGUGCACAUUACAUAGGUUUGGGCUGUGUAGGAUUUGCAUUUUACUACUCCUUAGAGAUAGAGACCAAGUGCAUGACGAGCUUCCUGACAAUCUUGCUGUUCGUGCUCACUGGAGUUGUAUCCACCACCAUUCAUGGUCUCUUACUUUGGGUAUCCUUGACCCAAAACUGA
Molecule: messenger RNA, 786 nt
Organism: Triticum turgidum subsp. durum (durum wheat)
Lineage: Eukaryota; Viridiplantae; Streptophyta; Magnoliopsida; Poales; Poaceae
Source: the annotation of a GenBank genome assembly